AUGGCCACUGCAAUUGUUACUGGCGCGACGGGCAUUCUCGGCCGCGAAAUUGUCAGAGAACUGAGUAGCAUGCCGGACGAAUGGUCCAAAAUCUACGCUUUGUCGCGUUCCAGGAAAGAAGUGUUUCCUGAUCAUGUCGUCCAAAGCCAUCUAGACUUGUGCGGCAAGCCUUCGGAGAUGGCAAACGAGCUUCGGGAUAUCGAGGCAGAGUAUGUCUUCUUCGCAGCUUACUUGGAGCAAGAUACGGAGGCAAAGAGCGCCAAAGUCAACGGCGACAUGCUCGAUUCGUUCCUCCAAGCGCUCGAGAUUAACGGCAGCGUUUCCAAAGUCAAACGGAUCAUCCUGAUGUGCGGCGCAAAACAGUACGGCGUCCAGCAUGGUCGGGUGAAGAUCCCCAUGGAAGAAACUGACCCCUGGCUUCCGGAAGAAGAGCUGUUCGCUCCCAACUUCUAUUACCGCCAGCAACGCAUCCUCCACGACUUCUGCGCCAAGCACGCCCACGUCUCCUGGGUCGUAACUUGCCCCAGCGAAGUGAUUGGCUUCGCGAAAGGCAACUUCAUGAACAUCGCAACAGCAGCAGCUAUAUACGCGGCCGUCCAACGCGAACUCGGGUCAGCUGAUCUCGUCUUCCCCGGCGCCGAAGACGCCUACACCAGGGUCACCAUGUUCACAGACGCCCGCCUCCACGGUCAGUUCUGCCGCUGGGCAGCUCUCGAGCCCCGCGCCGGCAAUAACGUCUUCAACAUGGUCAACGGCGACCCGACCUCGUGGCAGGCCCUCUGGCCGCGCGUCGGCCGGCACUUUGACCUGCACAUCCCGUCGGACCAGUUCACGCGUCCCGCCCCGGCGGCGUCGGAGCGCAAGCUCGCGGCCCGCACGCCGUUCUCGCUGGCGGCGGAGGCGAUCGGCGCGCCGUUUGGUGCUCGUGGCGAGCAGUCCGUCAUCCGACAGAGGAUCGACCUCGUGGAAUGGAGCAGGAGCGGCGAGGUCCAGGAGGCGUGGCGACGGCUCGCGGAGCGGGAGGGACUCGAGGCCGACGCCCUCGACAGGGCAUCGUGGGCGUUUGCCGGGUUCGUGUGGGGUCGCGACUACGAUGUCGUGAUGAGCAUGAGCAGGGCGCGUAAGCUGGGGUGGACGGGCUACGUGGACUCGUGGGACGGUUUCGAGACGGUGUUCCGGCAGCUCGAGGACGCCAAGGUCAUUCCCAAGCAACGGCGGCAGUGGUAG
This is a messenger RNA of Colletotrichum karsti, 1227 nucleotides long. Its product is annotated as nad dependent epimerase dehydratase family protein. Bases 1 to 1227 code for a protein of 408 amino acids. The record is from RefSeq and is a predicted model, not a curated record. NCBI's taxonomy places the organism in Eukaryota, Fungi, Ascomycota, Sordariomycetes, Glomerellales, Glomerellaceae. The transcript has 4 exons.